AAAAUAUGGAAAAUAGAUAGAAAAGUAGGCGUAGGGAGGAAAAAACAUAUUCAAUUGGCAAUUUUGCUUUGGGGAGAUCAGGCGAGGAGAGUGUUGGCUUCCCUCCUUUCUCUCCCCUCUCCUCUCUCUCACUGCUCUGGCUCAGUGCAAAGCAUGUGUGUUAGUGUGUGCGUCUCUCCCGGCUCGGCUGUUGUUCGCCGCCGCCACAGAUGAGCGGGGAAGAGGAGGUAAAGCUGAUGUCUCUGGCCAAAGGAAAACAGGAGGAGUUUGGACCGACAAGCGAGACUAACCUGAGGCUCUGAUCAUCAACGGCUCUCAAUCCAUCUUUUCUAUACAAACACACACGUGCGCUGUCACGCUCUCUCUCACACACUCACUCACGCCAGCUGGAUGUCUCCUCACUAGGCGGAACGGGAGAGAGAGGUGUGAUUGCACAAAGGCUCCCUGGCUGAGGAGCUGGAAGGCAAACUAUGGAUCUAAAGGAGAGUUGUGGCAGUCAAGGGAGCCAUGAGAGCUUCAGUUUGCGCCCCACCUCCUGGCAAGCAUUUGCCAGUACCAGCACGCUGCAUGGCCUGCGCUUCAUUUUCCCAUAUGGUCAGACCGGUGCACGCCGCUUGCUCUGGGCGGCAGCUCUGCUGGCCUGCCUGGGACUGUUGGCUUUGGAGAGUGCAGAGAGGCUUGCAUAUUUCCUUUCAUACCCUCACCUGACUAGCGUUGAUGCUAUUGUGUCUAGCAGUCUGGUUUUCCCCGCUGUGACCAUUUGUAACCUCAACACUUACCGCUUCAGCCGCCUCACCAGCAACGACCUGUAUCACGCUGGAGAGCUUCUGGCCCUACUGGAUGUAGACCUGGCAAUCCCACAGCCACACCUGGCUGAGCCGGAUGUGCUUACUUUUCUUCAGGAAAGAACCAACUUCACAGCCUACAAGGCCAAAGCGUUCAGCAUGAAGGAGUUCAUGGAUCGGGUUGGCCAUGACCUCAAGGAGAUGAUGCUCUACUGCAGAUAUCAAGGCCAGGACUGCAGCCACAGUGACUUCAAAACCGCUGCCUCUAUGUUCCUGUAA
Cyprinodon tularosa is the source of this 1064-nucleotide messenger RNA. RefSeq names its product acid-sensing ion channel 2-like. Bases 471 to 1064 code for a protein of 197 amino acids. The transcript has 3 exons. Gene Ontology annotation, cellular component: membrane. Gene Ontology annotation, molecular function: ligand-gated sodium channel activity. Gene Ontology annotation, biological process: sodium ion transmembrane transport. NCBI's taxonomy places the organism in Eukaryota, Metazoa, Chordata, Actinopteri, Cyprinodontiformes, Cyprinodontidae. The record is from RefSeq and is a predicted model, not a curated record.